Messenger RNA from Scleropages formosus (Asian bonytongue), 1652 nucleotides. Its product is annotated as receptor-binding cancer antigen expressed on SiSo cells-like. Bases 295 to 933 code for a protein of 212 amino acids. The record is from RefSeq and is a predicted model, not a curated record. Gene Ontology annotation, cellular component: secretory granule. NCBI's taxonomy places the organism in Eukaryota, Metazoa, Chordata, Actinopteri, Osteoglossiformes, Osteoglossidae. The transcript is spliced from 7 exons.
GGGGAAGCCGCUGUCGGAAGAAAGAUGGAAGCCGCGUAUUGCUGCGGAUCCGGCCCGUGAUCUGAGACGUAGCGACGCGCUGGGGGGGGGAUGGUAGCCGAACACAGCCUCGGUGGCGGUGUGCGCGCGCUGCGCCGGCGUGCGUUGCCCGCUGCGGAGCCCCAGUCCCGAGCAUCGCUGCUCGUGCGCUGCUAGUAGUUCGAGCCUCGUCGUGGAGAAGGAGACCCACCGCCACCCGCCUGCCCGACUUGUCUUGUGUUGUCCGCUCCGGUCAGUGAGUGUGUAUGACCCACCAUGGCCAUCUCCCAGUUUCGCCUUUUCAAGAUCUGUACAUGUCUGGCCUCCCUGCUGUCCUUCUUCAGACGCUUAAUAUGCAGGUCUGGAAGGUUACGGAAGCUCAGCGGCGAUCAGAUCACUCUGCCUACGACCGUGGAUUUCUCCUCGGUGCCCAAACAGCCAGAGAUUGAGCAGUGGAGCUCCUGGGAUGAUGACACCCCAACCAGCAUCAAGAUUGAGGGUGGCAACGGCACUCUGACCCCCCAGGCUAAUGAGGUGCCGGAGGAGGAGCCCGACUACUUCAAAGAUAUGGCCCCCACCAUCCUCAAAACGCAGAAGAUUGUCCUGAAGAAGAGGGAGCCGCUGAGUUUCUCUGUGACGGAUGGGAAGACUGGGUUCUCGAGCCGGCUGGCAGUCACACAGGACAUGCCCUUCAUCCAGCCAUCGGCUGAGCUGGGUGACAUGGACACUUGGCAGGAGGAGACGAGCGCCUGGGAGGACGAGUCAGAUGCCGCCUGGGAAGCAGAGGAAGUGCUCAGGCAGCAGAAGCUGGCGGAGAGGGAAAGGAGGGCCCUGGAACAACAGAGGAGGAAGAUGGAGAAGGAGGCCCAAAGACUGGUGAAAAAGGAGCAGAAAAUCGCAGUGAAGCUUUCCUAACACAGACAGACAGACAGACAGAGCACCCCCAUUGGGGCGCAGUGGGUUCCACCACAUCAGGUCUUAUCUUCUGCAGAGCAACAUCCUCCAUCAAAGCCACUUUUUUUUUUUUUUUUUUUUAAAAAGCCAUUGCUUGGUUACCGUGUUGUCUCUGAGGCCUGUGGGAAGCCGGUGUCUGCGUCAGCAGGGUGUCAGGGGACUUGUUUUUCUCCUGCUGCCGUUUUCAGGAAUCAGCCUAAGUGUUUUCCCAAAUGGACCCAUAAAAACUGCAUAUUUAUGGACUUAAAGAGCACAGGGAAUUGCCUUGCGUCCACCCUGACGUUCACUUCAGACGUUUUUUGUGUUAAUUCCUCUAUUUUUGGUGCUUUUACACAUUGUUUUGUUCCUCUUCAUUUGUCUCAUGAUGGUAAUGGUUGUGUGUGCACAUUUCACUUCUCAGGAGUCCCGUAGAGGAUCAGUAAAAACGGACAUCCUGGCUGCGUCCUGGCCAAGGAGAUGACUGUGUUAAAACCCUGCUGGAGCGAUCUGGGUUUCGGGAAAGCUUUAUGCUUAAGAUCAUAUUUAAACCAGGUCGCCGACUACCAAACACUGUAUUUUCUAUGUGAGGUUUUCUGCAGGACUUUUAAAAUGCAGUUAAAGCCAUAAAUAUUUCAGCUCAAGUAUUUAUACUUUUCGAAUAGUGCAGGGAUCACAUGGGCUGCACAGUAUUCACCCCCCCC